AUGACGCCGAUGCUGAAUAUGAUGCUGAUGCCGAAUGCUGAAAAUGCUACCAACACUGAAAAUGAUGCAGAUGCCAAAAAUGACGCCAGUGCUGAAAAUCACGCUGAUACUAUAAACGACACCGAUGCUAAAAAUGACACCAAAACCGAAAGCGAUGUAGAUGCUGAAAAUGACAUGGAUGCUGAAAAUCUUGCAGAUACUGAAAGUGAUGCCAACGCUGAAACUGAUGCAGCUGCUGAAAAUGAUGCCAAUGCCAAAAGUGACGCUGCUGAAAAUGACGGCAAUGGUCAAAAUGACGUCGAUGCUGAAAAUGAUGCUGAUGCUGAAAAUGAUGGCAAUGGUGAAAAUGAUGCCGAUGCUGAAAAUGAUGCCAAUGGUGAAAAUGAUGCUGAUGCUGAAAAUGACGCCAAUGGUGAAAAUUAUGCUGAUGCUGAAAAUGAUGCCAAUGGUGAAAAUAAUGCUGAUGCUGAAAAUGACGCCAAUGGUGAAAAUUAUGCUGAUGCUGAAAAUGAUGCCAAUGGUGAAAAUUACGCUGAUGCCAAAAAUGAUGCAAAUGAUGAAAAUGACGCUGAUGCCGAAAAUGACACCAGUGGUGAAAAUGACGCUGAUUCCAAAAAUGACACCAAUGGUGAAAAUGACUUGAGAAGUUACGGAUAUGCUGAUCUCUGCAAAUCUUUAAACAAGUGGGGAACCAAUGAAGAAACUUUGGCCCUCCGUGGAAAGACAACUCACGCACAAGAGGUUCCAGUGACGACGCGCUAA
This is a messenger RNA of Macrobrachium nipponense, 762 nucleotides long. RefSeq names its product clumping factor B-like. Lineage: Eukaryota; Metazoa; Arthropoda; Malacostraca; Decapoda; Palaemonidae. The record is from RefSeq and is a predicted model, not a curated record. The transcript has 4 exons. The coding region runs from base 1 to 762 and encodes 253 amino acids.